AAAAUGAGCCGUAUUCAUAAAAAAGAAGCAUAUCCUCGGAAGCAUAAGGUAAAAGUAUAAGGUCUUGCUUCGGAGAAAAAGGUAGUAGUAUAAGCAUAUCCUUGUUUUCAUAUUCAUAACGAUUACCUUAUACUCGCGAGGAUAUCCUCCAAGAAGAAGUAAAAGGUUUACUGGUAUUUGUAUCUUGAGCGACAUGUCCUGACUUGUUCCAGCUUGUAGUUGAUGUGGGAACCGUUCCGUAUUCUUAUUGGAUACAGAACUAUAGAAAAUAAUGGCAACGACCUGCAGUUCAUCGCAGAUGAAAUUGCCAUUGCUCCCAUUAUUUUGCAGAAGUCACAAGUUCCAAAAAUAAAAAUGAGAAAGGACGAUGCCUUGAAGAUGUUGAAAAAAUACGAAUCAACAUUCGGUAAACCAUAAGAUACUAAAGGCUUAUUAAAAAAAAUCAACAACAUGAAAUCAAGUUUGAAGAAAAAACAGAUCUAAAAAAAACUGGUAAUAAACCAAUUAAAUUGUUAGAUUGGGAAAGAAAGUUGCUGAAAGCUAUGGAAGGUGACUGUAAUCCUACAAUUGGGAUAAUUAGAAGAGCCAUUC
Acanthoscelides obtectus is the source of this 591-nucleotide messenger RNA. The record is from the annotation of a GenBank genome assembly. Lineage: Eukaryota; Metazoa; Arthropoda; Insecta; Coleoptera; Chrysomelidae.